Lolium rigidum is the source of this 1821-nucleotide messenger RNA. Its product is annotated as F-box/FBD/LRR-repeat protein At1g13570-like. The record is from RefSeq and is a predicted model, not a curated record. The transcript has 3 exons. Gene Ontology annotation, molecular function: protein binding. Bases 1 to 1560 code for a protein of 519 amino acids. Lineage: Eukaryota; Viridiplantae; Streptophyta; Magnoliopsida; Poales; Poaceae.
AUGGGCUCCCCUGCGCCACCCGUCCCCAUGGACCGCGUUACGGAGGCCCUCUGGCGGGUACGCGGCGAGGACCCGCAGGACCUUGAGGCGCUCGUCGGCCGCAUCCUCGGCUACAUCCACUUCGUCCUCCCCGACCCGCCCGUCUCCCGCCGCGCCACCCUCCGCGCCUUCCUCCCCAACGACGGCGUCGACCGCGUCAGCGCCCUCCCCUACGCGCUGCUCCGCAACAUCGUCUCCCGCCUCCCCGACAAGGACGCCGCGCGCACCGCCGUGCUCGCCACGCGCUGGCGCGGUCUCUGGCGCUCCGCCCCGCUCGUCCUCGUCGACUCCCACUUCCUCGCCCCCGCCGCCGCCUCGGGGGGCCAGGUCGCGCGCGCCGAGGCGCGCCGCGUCACCGCCGCCGUGUCCCGCGUCCUCGCCGCGCACCCGGGGCCCAUCCGCAGCGCCCACCUCACCUGCAGCUACAUGGCCGAGUUCCCCAGCCUGCUCGCGCGCUGGCUCCAGACCCUCGCCGUCAAGGGCGUCCAGGACCUGGUCCUCGUCAAUCGACCCUUCCCGCUCGCUCUUGACCUCCCAGGCGCCCUCUUCGGCAUGCCCGCCCUCACCCGCCUCUACCUCGGCUUCUUCAAGUUCCCCGACACGGCCGGCCUCCCGCGCACGGUGUCCUUCCCCAACCUCCGCGAGCUCGGCCUCUGCACCGUUCUCAUCUUCGGCCCGGACAUGGACUUCAUCCUCGCCAGGAGCCCCGCGCUGGAGAUCCUUUGUAUCCAGGCCAACUUGUUCACCGAGCGCCUCCGCAUCGUCAGCCGCAGCCUCCGGUGCGUGCAGGUCGUCGUAGCCACCGAUCUGGACAUCCUCCUGGCGUAUGCGCCGCACCUCGAGCGUCUCAUUGUCUGGUCAGUGAUGGCCAAAGAAAGAUCGAACAUGAGGAUCAAGAUUGCCCCUGCUCCCGCGCUAAGCAUACUUGGCUACUUGGAGCCGGAAUUCCACACGCUGGAGAUCGGUAACACCGUCAUCAAGGCUGAGACAAGGGCGAGUCCAACCACCAUGGUCCCAACUGUGAAGAUCCUUGGCUUAAGAGUGCGUUUCGGCAUUGGCGACGAUGUGAAGCUGCUGCCUGCCUUUCUCAGAUGCUUUCCCUCUGUUGAGAGGCUGCAUAUUGAGUCCAAGAAAACUGCUGAGCCCACUGGCAUGCUCAACCACGAGUUCUGGAAGGAUGCCGGUGCCAUCGAAUGCGUCCAAUCACACAUUAAGCUGAUGAUGUUCCAUAAUUUUCAUGGGGAUCAGAGUGAGCUUUCCUUCCUCCAGUUCAUCCUGGAGAAUGCACCGAUGCUGACGAAGCUGGUGAUUGUGUAUCCCAGACGAACCUUCACAUCCGUGACCGAGGCCAGCUCCAAAUUAGAGCCUUUGUUUGCUGCAAGAUGGGCCAGUACAUGCUGCUCACUUCUGCUAUCUGAGGGAGCGUAUGCUGAAGGAGAAGAGCCACUUGAGUUACAGAGCUUUAAAAGAGGAUCUAAUUUCUCCGUGAGGGACCCUUUCGCCUUCAUCGUCCGAGCUUAGUUUCCAUGGAAAUGGCUAGUGCUCUAUUGAAGUAUCUACAUGAAAGGCUCUGUUUUGUUCGUUCAGUGUUGUUUCAAGUCUCGGUAGGGUAUUCUGAUUCUAAUAGGAUGACUACACUCAAGUGUUGAUGAGAUAUGAACUACUUCAUCAAUGUCCCAUGUGGCUCCCUCUUUUACUAUGUAGCUUUCGCCUCAUGUUUAUCAUUUUACAUCACAUAACUCCUGCUAAAUAUGAGGCUGGCUUGAUGCUGUUGGGCCGUGA